Messenger RNA from Pimephales promelas (fathead minnow), 621 nucleotides. The record is from RefSeq and is a predicted model, not a curated record. Lineage: Eukaryota; Metazoa; Chordata; Actinopteri; Cypriniformes; Leuciscidae.
AUGUUUAUUUUCAUCUUUUUGUGCUGGAGUCUGUCUGGAGUGUCUGGUGUUGAUGAAGUGAAGUCAGUGUCAGUGACUGAGGGAGAAUCUGUCACUCUAAACACUGAUACUGAAAUACAGACAGAUGAACUGAUAGCCUGGAGAACUGGACACAACAAUCUCAUAGCUAAAAUCAAAGGAAAUAACUUCGAGAGAUUAAGAGACAGACUGACACUGGAUGAGAAGACUGGAUCUCUGACCAUCACAAACACCAGAACCACAGACUCUGGACUUUAUAAAGUCACCGGCAGCAGAUCAAAGACACCGCUCAACAUAUUCAAUCUUACCGUCUAUGCUCGCCUGCCUGUUCCUGUCAUCAGCCAUUCUUCAAAACAAUCAUCAUCUUCAUCAAAUUGUUCGUUGGUGUGUUCAGUGUUGAAUGAGAGUGAUGCGACUCUCUCCUGGUACGCAGGAAUGAGUGUAUUGUCCAGCAUCAGUUUGUCUGAUCUCAGAGUCAAUCUCUCUCUCUCUCUGGAGAUUGAGUGUCUGGAUGAUGCGUACAGCUGUGUGAUCAACAAUACCAUCAGCACCCAGACCACACAUCUCAACACUGAACUCUGUGGGCCAUGUUCAGGUACAUGA